AUGAUCACCCCGCUUGCCUCCUCCAAGACCGGUCCCCGCUGGGUUCCUCGCCGCCGAUAUGGGUUCCGCCGACGCGUCGCCCUCCUCGUGGGCCUCGGCUUAGUGAUCUGGACAAUGCUCCAAGUCCUCUCGAUUCACCACCAUAUCGCCCUCGUGGACGCUCGCCCUCCUCCCCCGCUACCCUCCGAUCGUAUAUUCAUCGCCAGUACUCAUUGGAAUAACGAGCGCAUCCUCCGAAGCCAUUGGAAUGACGCCGUCGUUGACCUGGUCCGGACCAUUGGCUCUGAGAACGUCUUUGUGAGCGUGUUAGAAAGUGGUAGCUGGGAUGACAGCAAGGGAGCUCUGCGCGAGCUGGAUACAAGACUAGACCGGCUUGGUGUGCGACGCAACAUCACUCUGUCCGACACAACACAUCAGGAUGAAAUCUCCGCUCCGCCCGGGCAUGAUGGCUGGAUCAAGACCCCGCGGGGACGGACAGAGCUGCGACGCAUUCCAUACUUGGCUCGGCUACGCAACUGGACUUUACAACCAUUGGAAGACUUGGCGCGACAAGGGAUCACUUUUGACAAAGUGCUUUUCCUGAAUGAUGUCGUGUUCACGGUCGACGAUGUAGCGACCUUGCUAAAUACCAAUGACGGGGUCUACGGGGCUGCUUGCUCCCUGGACUUCUCCAAACCCCCUCUAUAUUACGAUACCUUCGCCCUGCGUGAUUCCCAGGGCGAUGAACACGUCAUGCAGACCUGGCCAUACUUCCGCUCUGCCAACUCGCGUAGAGCACUCAUCAACAUGGAGCCAGUUCCAGUCAGAAGCUGCUGGAACGGGAUGGUGGUAAUGCCCGCCGCGCCUUUCGUGUCCUCACCACCACUGCGAUUCCGUGCUGUCCCUGACUCUCUUUCGCUAUCUCACCUUGAAGGCUCAGAGUGCUGUCUCAUCCACGCGGACAACCCUUUGUCACAACUCCACGGAGUCUACCUUAAUCCUCAGGUCCGCGUCGGGUACAAUCCAGAAGCGUAUGCUGCGGUGCAUUCGACUCGGGCAUGGUUCUCCUUGCAAAAUCUUGCCGUGGCUCUCUGGGAGAAUCGGAUUCGACGCUGGACGACCUCUUCCUAUUUCAAGAUGCAAGUUGUUCGCAGUCGUGUCGCAAAGUGGGAAAAGGAUCAUCCUCAGCAGCGAGAAAGCGGUGAUUUUUGCUUGAUCAAUGAAAUGCAAGUUCUGGUCGCCAACGGUUGGGCGCAUGUCUGA
Aspergillus aculeatus ATCC 16872 is the source of this 1242-nucleotide messenger RNA. Its product is annotated as glycosyltransferase family 69 protein. NCBI's taxonomy places the organism in Eukaryota, Fungi, Ascomycota, Eurotiomycetes, Eurotiales, Aspergillaceae. The transcript is spliced from 3 exons. The record is from RefSeq and is a predicted model, not a curated record. The coding region runs from base 1 to 1242 and encodes 413 amino acids.